Molecule: messenger RNA, 1730 nt
Organism: Vicia villosa (hairy vetch)
Lineage: Eukaryota; Viridiplantae; Streptophyta; Magnoliopsida; Fabales; Fabaceae
Product: flavonoid 3-O-glucosyltransferase-like
Exons: 2
Coding region: 203-1624 (473 amino acids)
Molecular function (GO): UDP-glycosyltransferase activity
Source: RefSeq, a predicted model, not a curated record
CACAUUUAGAGAUUAGUUACAUAUGUUAUAGUAAGAAAGAAAAAAGAUCCCAUGUGUACCUUACCUUGUUUUUCCACUAAAAAUUAUUUAUGAAACACCUAACUCCUAUCAUGCUAAUUCUACCUACAUUAACAAUACAGAUUGUUAUCAACAUUGAUGUUUUGUUCCACAACAACAUCAAAUCAAAGUUAUAAUUUGAAAAAUGUUCACACUUUCUCGUUUGAAAAACUGGAUGUCUGCACAGAAAGGAAAAGCAAACCAUAAUAAUGCUGAGAAACAUGUGGCGGUUUUGGCGUUCCCGUUUGGAACACAUGCGCCUCCACUUCUUAGCCUUGUUAGAAGAAUCGCGGCCGAAGCUCCUAUGGUUACAUUUUCAUUCUUCAGCACCAAGAAAUCAAACGCUGCGUUAUUUUCUGGCGCGGGUAAUAAUGGCGCGGGUAAUCACGACGAGUUUCUUGAUAACAUAACUUAUUAUGAUGUUAACGAUGGGUUACCCGAAGGCUUUGUGCCAUCCGGAUCUCCGGUGGAAGGUAUUCAUUUUUUUAUUCAAGCAAUGCCGGAGAAUUUUAAGAAUGCUAUGGAUUUGGCUGUGACUGAUACGGGGAAGAGCAUUACUUGUUUGGUUACUGAUGCUUUUUAUUGGUUUGGCGCGGAUAUUGCCGAGAAAAUGCAUGCGAAAUGGAUUCCUCUUUGGACUGCAGGAGCUCACUCUCUCCUUAUACAUGUCUUCACAGAUCUUAUCAGAGAAAAUUUAGCAGACAAUAAAGAUGGUGAUACCAAAAAUGUCGAUUUCCUUCCUGGUUUUCCGGAGCUAGAGGUUGCUGAUUUGCCUGAAGGGGUAAUAGAUGACAUUAAUGGACCAUUUGCAACAAUGUUACACAAAAUGGGACUAGAGUUAUCGCGAGCAACUGCAGUUCCCAUAAACUCAUUUGCUUCAAUACACACUGUUAUUGAGAGUAAAUUGGAGGCCAAGUUCAAAUUGCUACUAAAUGUUGGACCAUUCAUCUUGACAACACCGCAACGUAUGGUGACCGAUGAACAUGGCUGUUUACCAUGGUUGAACAAACACGAGAAUUACUCAGUAGUGUAUAUAAGCUUUGGAAGUACGAUAACACCCCCGCCUCACGAGCUCGCUGCAUUGGCGGAGUCAUUAGAAGAAUGCGGAUAUCCGUUUAUUUGGGCCUUUAAGGGUAAUCCAGAGGAAAAAUUGCCAAAGGGAUUUGCAGAAAGAACGAAAACAAAAGGAAAAAUCGUCCCAUGGGCGCCUCAAAUAGAAAUCCUUAAACACUCAUCGGUCGGCGUUUGUUUCACACAUUCUGGUUGGAAUUCGGUGUUGGAUUGUAUUGUUGGUGGCGUGCCGAUGAUUAGCAGACCGUUUUUCGGGGAUCAAAGAUUGAAUGCAAGAAUGCUAGAAAGUGUUUGGCACAUUGGUGUAGGUGUUGACAAUGGAGUUUUGAGUAAAGAAUCAUGUAAGAAAGCUUUGGAGUUGAUUAUGUCAAGUGAGACAGGGAAGAUAAUGAGGCAGAAAGUUGAGCAACUUAAAGGUGCUGCAUUACAAGCUGUUGAAAGAAAUGGUAGUUCUGCAACUAAUUUCAAUACUUUGAUAGAAAUUGUCACUACUUAAAAGUUUUUAAAGAUUUCUAGUUACUCAAGUUGGAUACUUACUAGUGUUAAAUGAUCUAUGUUGUUGUAUAUAAGAAAAAAUUAGAUGGACCAUGCAAUUACUUUCA